This is a messenger RNA of Brassica napus (rape), 903 nucleotides long. RefSeq names its product 15.4 kDa class V heat shock protein. NCBI's taxonomy places the organism in Eukaryota, Viridiplantae, Streptophyta, Magnoliopsida, Brassicales, Brassicaceae. Gene Ontology annotation, biological process: response to salt stress; response to heat; response to hydrogen peroxide. The transcript has 2 exons. The record is from RefSeq and is a predicted model, not a curated record. Bases 313 to 720 code for a protein of 135 amino acids.
CAAAUGGUCAGUGACUCUAAUACUUUUAUUAUCCAAUCAAAUGCGCCCUAUCAAAACUUCAUAGUACAAGCAUUUUAGCAAGUAUUUAUUUUCCAAAAAUAUAUAUAAAAAAAUCACACUUCACUUCAGUCGACAAACUAUUGCUUUUCUCUCUUUCUAAUAAUAUCGUUUUUUCAGUGUUUUUAUUUAAUUUUCCUUUAUGGUCGACUUUUCAAGGCAGACAACAAGUUGCUCAACUAGUUCAAGUGGUGGCAUCUAUUUAGUAUAAAUAGGAACCAAAAUUCAAAACUAACCAAUUCACAAGAAAAGUAAAUGGACUCUCAGACAAUUCAACCGACACUAUGGGAAUGUGUUCAAUCUUCUCAGUCUCUAAGUGACAACCAAACUCCUCAACAGAAUCGUAUCCGUUGGUCUCAGUCUCCAGAUUCUCACACUUUCUCUGUUGAUCUUCCUGGUUUGAGGAAAGAAGAUAUAAAAGUGGAGAUCGAAGAUUCAAUAUACUUAAUCAUACGAACGAAAACGACAGAGAUAUCGCCGGUUAGAAGUUUAAAGAGGAAAUUCCGGUUACCGGAAUCGAUAGAUAUGAUCGGAAUAACAGCUAAUUAUGAAGACGGUGUGUUGACUGUGAUUGUACCAAAGAGGGUUUUGCGAAGGAGAAGUUUCUUCAUUGAUCCUUCUGAUGUUCCCCAAAGUCUUCACGUUCUUGCCAGAGCUGCUUAAAACAAGCUUUGUUUUUCCUUUUAAUCUUUGCUUUUCAAAGUCUGUUUUUUACUAGUAUACUCUUUUUAUUGCUACUUAACCGUUAUGUGCAGUUUUAUAUAUCAAUAAAAAUCCUAAGUUUGUUACAUGUAAUACAUAGAAUACAUAUAUUGGUUUAAUGUUAUUAGACUCGGUCUAUCUUUC